Molecule: messenger RNA, 3229 nt
Organism: Camponotus floridanus (Florida carpenter ant)
Lineage: Eukaryota; Metazoa; Arthropoda; Insecta; Hymenoptera; Formicidae
Product: macoilin-1
Exons: 12
Coding region: 525-2693 (722 amino acids)
Biological process (GO): neuronal signal transduction
Cellular component (GO): rough endoplasmic reticulum membrane
Source: RefSeq, a predicted model, not a curated record
AUCGAUAAAGGCUCGUAGAGAGACCCCGAAAUCGUCGCGCGGCGGAAAAUCGCGACGGCGCGAGGAAGAGAGAGAACGAGAGAGAGAGAGAAGGAGGGGGGAGAUAGAUAAAGAAGGAAAGAAGGAAAGAAAGAAAGAUCGGCCGGUGGCGAACGAUCGGCGCUCCUCGGUAGGGACGCGACGCUGCGAUAUUCGCGACGCGGACGAUUCUGCGCGGCAUCGCGCGAUUAAUGUAAUCGGCAGGUGAUUUCACGUCGCUGAUUAAGCGCCAUGUCCCGCGAUGGACCAAUCAGCUGCUUGGUAAACCGCCGUGAGACCUCGAGAAUCUGUCCCCCACAGACGAAUGACAACAAAAGAGACUGAUAGAAGUCGCGCGCGCGAGAGAGAGCCCGAGUUUUUUCGCACGCGAGUGUGUGUAUCCCGCGCAGCCGAGGGGUAUAUUCGCCGCCGCGGCUCAUUUUUUUCCGUUCCCGUAGCGCGCCGCGAGUAACGUCGCUUCGCUGGUGGUGAAAGUGUCGAGGAAUAUGAAGAGGAGAAAUGUCGAGUGCGGUAAGCUUCGGAGGCCCUUGAAACGCAACAAGCUCACCGAGGGAAUCUACGGAAGUACCUUGCUUUAUCUAAAGUUUCUUCUACUAUGGGCCAUGGUGAUUUUGGCAGACUUCAUUUUGGAAUUCCGUUUUGAAUUCUUGUGGCCAUUCUGGCUACUCCUCCGAAGCGUUUACGAUUCCUUUAAAUAUCAAGGCUUGGCCUUCUCUGUAUUUUUUAUUUGUAUUGCACUUACAUCAGACAUGAUUUGCUUUUUUUUCAUCCCUGUGCAUUGGCUGUUUUUUGCCGCCAGCACUUAUGUUUGGGUGCAAUAUGUUUGGCACACAGAUAAAGGUGUGUGUCUACCGACUGUGAUGCUGUGGCUACUAUUUCUAUAUAUAGAGGCAGCAGUGCGGUUGCGUGACUUACGUCAUAUGCCGUUUCAUCUAGAUCUCUGUCGGCCGUUUGCAGCACAUUGCAUUGGCUAUCCUGUAGUUACAUUGGGCUUUGGUUUUAAGAGCUAUGUAGGCUACAGAAUGAGGCAGAGAAAACAGAAAGAUGUGGCAAAAGAGAACGAAUUCUAUCUGCAAUUACUGCAGCAAGCACUGCCUCUAGAGCAACAAGCUAUGUCGAUGCAGCAAAUCCAACCGCAAGUGCAGUCACAGACGCAACAUGUCACUGCGUCGUUGGAACAACACAUUAAAACUCAAACACAUAAAUUGAGUCCACAAUAUAAUCCAAGCCCUGAAAAAAGCAGAGGUAAGGGCAGUAACAGUUCUAUAGAAACAAACAUACAAAAUGGUGGGGUACAUAAUAGUAGCCAAGUCACAUCACAAGCACAGAGCGCUACUACCAAAGGUACUCAUAGAAAAUCUUUAGACAAGAGUGAAAAGCAGGAAGAGCAGCAUAAUAAACAUAAUGUAUCAAAUAAUUCACCAUCAGAGAAGAGUGAUAAAAGAUUUAUACACAGUAAUGGAAAUACAGUACCACAUAGUGACAUACAGCUUAUCGAGAGGGUGGGAUCUGUAAAUGAUUUUGACAUAAAUGAAGUAGAAAAAGACAAAUCUAUUAAGGGUUGCGGACACACUACAAUAAAAUCGCAAUCAAACGGUUCAGUAACGGGAAAAUGGAAUAACGUGAAGGAAAGUCGAGAUUCAUCGUCGACCAAUAUCCAACGUGAACGUAAGACUCGACAGGUUAAAAAUACAAGUGACAUCACGGCAGAGCAACAAAAACAACAAGACGAUUAUUAUCAAAGGUUACUGGUGUGUCGCAGGCUCGAGGCAGAUAUAAAACGCUUGAAGUCAGACUUGCAAUCAAGUCGACAGUUGGAGCAAGAAUUACGAUCACAGAUUAAUACCUUACUUAGCGGAGAGCGGCAGGCUAAGGGCGAUAUUCAACAACUUCAACAAGAUAACGAUCAACUGCAAAGCAAAUUGCAUGGUCUAGUGACGGCGCGUCAAUUGGACAAACAGGCGAUGUCAUCGUUGGAAAAGCGAAUUGCAGAGGAGAGGAAACAACGUACUGCAUGUGAAGCAUCUUUGAUCUCCGAACGGAGAGCACGGCGUGCUGCUGAGGAGGCACGUUCUGCAAUUCCACCGCCACCGCCUCCACUUAUCAGGCAAGAAUGUACUGAUGCAUGUAAAAGUCGAAGAUCACAAAUGGAACAAGAUCUUAAAAAUCUGCGCCGUGAGCUCAAAUCGAAGGAGGAAAGGUGUAAUGUAUUGGAAAAAGACACAGCACGUUGCAAAGAAAACCACAGGGAGUCCGAAAUUUUACUCGCUGCACUCAACGCGCUACAGGACAAAAACGCGCAUUUGGAAAACAGCUUGAGCGCGGAGACGCGUAUAAAACUUGAUCUUUUUUCAGCACUCGGCGAAGCCAAACGGCAAUUGGAAAUCCGAGAAAGCUUAAUUAGAUCUCACGAGAAAGAAAUCGAGAUAUUGAAAACAAAAAUAGCGCAAGAUUUAGCUGUGAUGCCACAAGACACAUUUGGUCCAGCGCCAACCUGUGCGACGUCCAAGCUACGUUUAAAUAGUGAAGUGAGAGUAGGAACAAAAAUACGUUCAAACGAAAGUCCCUGUCCAGGGUGUACCGUGUCAAAUUUGGAUCCGAAUGCGACAGCGUACACGCCUAAAAGCUCCCUCGUAGCGUCGACCGAAGCUUAAAAACUGCAAUUGUUCUCUCUCAUCAAAACCCGAUAGUAGGAUGUAUCAACUUACAAAAGGAUGUUUCAAGUUUCUCCGUGGAAAUAUUAACCGUUUAGUUCUUUCAAAGUAUAUGGCUAAAAAUAUGGAUUUAUGGAUAUCAGAUCUUUCCUGUAUAGUCUUCUUCAAAAAGAUAGUAUUUUUAUCAUAUACAAAUUUUCAAUGUGUAAAAGAAACCUGAAAGUCUUCCAUGAGAAACUUUAUGAAACAUGUUUUGUAUAGUAUCUUAUCCUUUCAAAGAAAAAGUGAAACCGUUGACAUUACUUAUGAUCACACGACGCGACACAUUGGUUUCUAGAAUGUCAGGGAAGUACAGUGACAGUCUUAAUUUGUAACAUUUAUGCUGCGGGUUGAUCUUUUACAGAUAUAUAUAACAAUUUAUACCAGUGAAUGAUAAAAAUAUUUCCGCGCGUAUGAAAAUCAAUAAUGCCUAAUACUUUUAAAAAUCAAUAUAUUCCCUAGGGCUAUAAAUAUCCGGAUAAUUUAAUAUUUGAAUU